Caenorhabditis auriculariae is the source of this 3665-nucleotide messenger RNA. NCBI's taxonomy places the organism in Eukaryota, Metazoa, Nematoda, Chromadorea, Rhabditida, Rhabditidae. The record is from the annotation of a GenBank genome assembly.
AUGAAAAAAGUCAAUCCUAACCUCUACAGCUGUCCUUACGACUCGGUCACAAUUUACGACGGCGACUCCAGCGCUGCGCCGAUCAUGCGGAAAGUGUGCGGCCUGCAGCAACGGAUGGAGGUUUACUCUGUGAGCGACGCUCUGCUCAUCCACUUCAACACUUCCAACCCAGCAAAGUCUGAUCCUCGAGGGUAGCCUCCGCGCAGCGAUUCAGCAAAUUUUCCGUUGUCAGAUUUGUCAUCGACUACAUGUUCUCCAAGUCGUUUGUCGACGUGAGCACGAUGCUCGGCGGCCAGAAAGGCGUCACUCACAUCCGAGGCUCCGAGUGCGACGUCCGCGUCGAGAGCAACACCGAAACCACACACUUCAUCUCGAGUCCCAACGUUCGUUCGUUCGGACACUCAUUUCUGUUUCAGACACCCAAAUUUGUGUAAUUCUCUAACCAAGUAUUCUAUCAAAAAUCAGAACUAAAGAAAAUUUUUUUUUUAUUUUUUAACUCUAAUUUGUAAUUGUGUGUUGAGAAGCGUUAAAUUUGAAAAAAUAUUUCUUUUUUGAUUUUUAAUUGAGAAAUUGAUAGAAGAAGCGCCAAGAAGACUUCAGAUUUUGACAAAAAGUUGCCGAUUUUUCAGUACCCUGAAGCGUAUCCAGCAAACACGACGUGUACCUACAUCAUUGACGGGCUUCAAGGAGAUCAGAACUUGGAAAAAGUUUUGCUGAAAUUUGAAUCGAUCGCCGUCCUCUCUUACGACACAACGUCCGUUUCACGCGUCUUCCCCUUGUGCACUGGAUAUUCAGACCGAUAACGGGUCCGCCGUCGAUAGACGACAUCGUCUGUCCAUCGGCAUGGGUCGGCGUCGCGAUCAGCGACAGCAACAUGAAGGCGGCGAUGUCGUCGACGGACGACUCCGUCUUCGAUGUGACGCUCUGUGAGAGGAUUCCUGCGAGUGAGUCUGGUUCAUCUCGGCCAGUAAUGAGUCCGAAACUCCAGACUCUGCCUUGUUGGGACCUUACGAGAGCUCUGGGCCGCGCAUGGUUGUGCAGUUCGGGUCGACGGACACUCGCGACGACGGGAACCAUCCUCUUGGCUUCAAAGCCAACAUCGAGUUCAAAACUGGUACUAGCAGUCAUCCAGAAGAAAAUAACUUUAAGACUGAAGUUUAACCGCAAUCUCAGAAUAUUUGGUUCUCUAGAUUUUUUACAAUGCAGUUUGCUCAAGAAGAUCGUGUUAAACUUCUUAUCGACCACCCGUGUUUCUUGCUGAUCAUUCCGAGGAUUUUUCCAGACUUUGGAGUAACCGGAGAAUCACUGGGAACGUCCAACGAAUGUAGGUUUCGGUUCAACUCUUCGACUGGAUUCUUCAACAGCCCCCGCUACCCAGCCAAUGUAUGUCAUCAUUAUACUUUGAAGUCAUUUUUAACGAGAUAAUUGAAGUAUCCAUUAGACACCAACUGCACUUAUCACAUCGUCGGAUCGCCUGGAACAGAAAUCCUCAUCCAUUUCGAGCAGUUUGCUCUUUUUCAAGAAAGCGAAGGGUAAGCUUCUGUCCAGAACUUUCUCUCAUUGGUCUCAGGUGCACCGAUUGGGUGGAGAUUUACGACGUUAUGUACUACAAGGGCGUCGAAAUCUCACAACUUCAACGUGAGCUUCUGCUCUUUGAAACCUCACAAUCUAUUUCGUUUCAGAAAGGUACUGCUCAGACACGUUUCCGGGACCGAGCGUUUCGUCCUUCGGAUCGCAUGAAAUGCGUGUCGUUUUCUCUUCAGACUCAUCCGGAACUGCCAACGGCUUCAAGGCGCUUUUCGAGAUUCGACCGGCCAGAAAAGAGGAUAUACCUUCUGGAGGUUCAAUCUAGAGUUAUUUGACUUGAAACGUCGGUUUGCAAUCUAAAUAAAAUUAUUGUGUCAUUUUCUCUUCCUUCUUCACCACCUAGCUUGAAUAAACGAAUGAUAGGAAGUUAAAAAGAAAAGUGAGAAAGAUAGCUUCCAAUUUGUUGAGAAAUCAAAUUUUCUUUUCUUGAAAAUGUGUGUAUUAAAGACCCAAUUCUUUAAGUAAACUUAUUAAUGGUUUUUUGUUGUUAUCCUUCAGAAUAAUAUGUAUAAAUGUGGAAGACUAAGCGAAAAAAGAGCCUGCUGGAUCGAAUCAAACCAAAUGCCACUCAAAUUGUAGUUGAUUACCUAGUGUCACUAGCGUACACGAAGAAGUAGGAAGAAUAAGAGAGAUUUCGCAGAAAUGUCGACGCAUCGAGACUCGCAACGAUGUGGAGGGAUGAUCUACGCGUCGGACUCCUCGCCGACCGGCCUUAUCUCUUCGCCCAACUUCCCCAUCAAGUACAACAACAACGUGCACUGCGACUGGCAGGUCAACGCCAGGCCUGGCUUCCGAGUAAGUGAAGGUCGGCGCCAAAGUCAUCGCGAUUCUGCAGAUCCUUCUCAAAAUGCAAACCAUGGAAGUCGAAGGCGAGAUGACGGCCGUCACGGCUUCUUGUCAGAAGGUCCAGCUUUUGACGAAGAGAAAAGACGAAUGUUUUUUCAGGCGGUUAUCCGUGUGGACGGCGCUCCACGAGCAGAGUAUUGCGGAACGAAAGGCGCCUUUUUCCAGUCCUUCCUCUCUGAAAACAACACUGUCCGCAUAAGGUACCUUUUAUUUCCCAUCUUCUGAGAUUUAUUAUUGGCUUAACCAUUUCGAAAAAGCUUCUACUAGAAAAUCAUGACGAUGAGAAGAAAAAAAAAAUUUUUUCUUGGGUUUCUCAUUGUUAUCUAUGCUUUGUCUUUCCAGAUGAGAUACCACCUUUCUGUUCAAAUGAACUAGAAAUUCAAAAAAUCGAUUUAAUUUCAAUAUGUCGAUAGCGAUAUAAGAUAUUCUCAUAAACUUCGUGCCAAAAAAAAAGUCAAGUUCUCAGUUUUCAGCUUCAUGACAGCUCCUGACAAGGUUAAUGGCUUGAAAGGCUUCAGCAUGGCCUGGACCGAAGUGAAACCAGUGAAAGGUUCGGUCCUCCUGUUUUCCUUUCCUAUCGAAAAUCUUCAUAGGAAAAGAAGCAGAAUGCGCCACGCCCGAUGUGUAUCUGUGCACUUAUUCCAAGCUUUGUAUCGACGCCAAAUUACGUUGCAACGGCGUCGACAACUGUGGCUACCGUAUCCUCGACGAUACCGACGAGCAACAUUGUUGGUUUUCGAUCUGUCUCCUUCUCUCUUUCUCUCACUCUCUGACUGAGUUUAAAAGCUACAAAGCUCGAUGUAGGAUCUCUACUAGGGUGAACUAUGAAUUGAAUAGGAUACUUUUUAUUCACGAAGCUCUCUGAGCUUUUAUAGUUUUGAGUGACUCGAAUAGCUUCUUUUGUUCGUUUUGAGGCUGAGGAGCUAACCAUAUAUGUAGUUCGCUGGUUGAAGUUUUUGAAACUUGUCAAGUUGUAGGAAGUUUAAAAACACACAUCAGCCAAUUUUUCUGUUGAACUUGCGCUAAAUCGUUGCCUGAAAAAGGAACGCGCACGUCCGUUUGAAGCCUAACCUGUGUUUUGAAACGAACUCGCAGGCACAUCACGACGACGAUCUUCGUCCCAGAAGUUCCCAAAGAAGCCUCCGCAUGAUGACCAGCCUCCCACGACAGCAGCAGCCGCCCGUGUCCUUCCUAUUCUCGCCUUUCUGGCUGCAGUCCCGUUUCUCGAAUGA